AUGUCCGUCUCGGACCCCAGUCCCAAGGCCAACGGUCCCACCGUCCGGCCAGAAUGGAUAGCCAGCCUGCGCGCCUUCAGCCUCUCCCCCCUCGUCGCCGACCAAUGGUGCAACAACGACAAGGCUAUCCUCGCCGCCUCGCUUCCUGAGACGUUUGACGCUGUCAAGACCCUCUUCGGCCCCAUUCAGGCCGCUAUGAAGCGACUCCAAGCCCAGGACCGGCUUGUGAUGGACCGCAAGUCGUGGUUGCCCAGACUCACGGUGGAGAUUCUCGAGCUGGAUGCCGCGUCUGUCGAGUUUUCGACGGUCAACAUGCUGCUCUUGUUUGCUGCGGGCAUGCUUGGAAGCGUCGUGGUCACGCAUGCUAUUGGGACGCGGCUCAACACGCUCGCUGGGGCGCAUGUCUGGGACGACGUGGGGACAGAGAGCUGUCCGUACCGAGCCAGGGUCCCGAAGCGUAGUGCCACAGUGUAG
Molecule: messenger RNA, 474 nt
Organism: Apiotrichum porosum
Lineage: Eukaryota; Fungi; Basidiomycota; Tremellomycetes; Trichosporonales; Trichosporonaceae
Exons: 2
Coding region: 1-474 (157 amino acids)
Source: RefSeq, a predicted model, not a curated record